CUGACGACUAAUCAUUUUGAUUGGCUACUUAACUUCGAGCCCCGCCUCUUUGAUGGACAUAUCAGUUGUCCUCUGGUCGAGUUUGCCCAAGAAAAACUUGAACGCUUCGUAGGAUAAAAUGAUCAAUUGGAAGGCUUUGGACAACGUACCUGUACUCUUGUACAUUUUAGCCCUGAAGACAUUGAUCCUAUGUUUGGCCUUUGCUGGGGUGAAGAUCUACCAGAGUAAGAAGGCCGAGGCAGCUCUCAAGCAGCAGCAGGCCGAGAGGAGGAAGUUGGCCCAGAGGACACAGGAGCUUAUCGAUAACAUGAAGGAAGACUAAGACGACUUGCUAAAUGCUGGGCCAAGCACUACAUUGUGACGGACUUGCCCGACUGCAACAUAAAGUACUCAACACGUCACUUUGAUACUUUUGCUCCUGUGUUCAAAAUGAAAUCACUUAACACAAAAGUAUUUAUUGAGUUUUAUAAUCUUUUCAUUUGUAGUGAAAUGGAUAAAACAUUGUUCAACACC
Syngnathoides biaculeatus (alligator pipefish) is the source of this 513-nucleotide messenger RNA. Its product is annotated as small integral membrane protein 11-like. NCBI's taxonomy places the organism in Eukaryota, Metazoa, Chordata, Actinopteri, Syngnathiformes, Syngnathidae. The record is from RefSeq and is a predicted model, not a curated record. The coding region runs from base 119 to 322 and encodes 67 amino acids. The transcript is spliced from 3 exons.